GCCCCGAGUUAGUUUUAGGUUAACAACAAUAUCUUUUUGCUUCCUGUACCAAGACCAUUUACAAAAGCGAAGGGGCGAAACAGAAUAGAAUCCCAUCCAUCCUAGGAGAGGCCGCAUUCCCUUCCUCCCCCACCUUGUUGCCCUCGCAGAUCGACGACCCCUCCCCCUCCCCCAUCCCCGGCGAAUGGCGUCCCGUCUGGCGUCCCGCCUCCUCCUCCGCCGCCCCGCCGCCGUAUUAAGUUUGCUCCAGAGUUCUAGACAUGCCAGACAUUUCAGCACUCAGUUACUUGAAGGUGUUCCGAGACUUCCAAAGCCAACAUGUGAACGCUAUUUCCUUCGAAAUGCUUCUCCUUACCAAAUUUGGAGUAGAUCAUUUGCUUCAGAGAAUGGUGACUUGGUUGAAGCUGUUGUGCCCUUCAUGGGUGAAUCUGUAACUGAUGGAACCCUUGCCAAUUUCUUAAAGAAACCUGGUGAUAGAGUUGAAGCUGAUGAGGCGAUAGCUCAGAUUGAAACUGAUAAGGUUACAAUAGAUGUUUCCAGUCCAGAAGCUGGGGUAAUUGAAAAGUUCAUUGCCAGUGAAGGUGACACUGUUACUCCAGGUACCAAAGUUGCCGUGAUAUCUAAGUCUGCUGCUCCAAGUGAGGCCCAUGUUGCACCAUCUGAAGAGACCUCCCAGAAGGAGACCCCUCCACCACCUCCUGCAGAGAAACCUAAGGUCGAGGCAAAAUCACCAAAAGUAGAAUCUGUCAAACCACAGGCGUCAAAACUAGCCUCCCCCUCAGAACCUCAGCUCCCUCCAAAGGAAAGAGAGAGACGGGUGUCAAUGCCAAGGCUCAGGAAGCGUAUAGCAAAUCGUUUGAAGGAUUCUCAGAACACUUUUGCACUACUGACUACAUUCAACGAAGUUGACAUGACCAAUUUGAUGAAGCUGCGGACUGACUACAAAGAUGAGUUUGUUAAGAAGCAUGGUGUCAAAUUGGGUCUGAUGUCCUGCUUUGUUAAGGCUGCUGUUUCUGCGCUUCAAAAUCAGCCAAUUGUCAAUGCUGUUAUUGAUGGUGAUGACAUCAUCUACAGAGACUACAUUGACGUUAGUGUUGCUGUUGGCACUUCCAAGGGUCUUGUGGUGCCUGUUAUCCGUGAUACAGAAGGAAUGAACUUUGCUGACAUUGAGAAGGGGAUAAACAGCCUUGCAAAGAAGGCAACUGAGGGGGCAUUGUCAAUUGAUGAGAUGGCAGGGGGAACCUUUACGAUCUCAAACGGCGGUGUCUAUGGAAGUCUCAUCAGCACACCUAUCAUCAACCCUCCACAGUCAGCAAUUCUUGGAAUGCAUUCUAUUGUCCAACGCCCUGUGGUUGUGGAUGGCUCCAUCCUUGCGAGGCCAAUGAUGUACCUUGCACUGACAUAUGACCAUAGGCUGAUAGAUGGCAGAGAAGCUGUUCUGUUUCUGCGCCGCAUCAAGGACGUGGUUGAAGAUCCACGGAGGUUGCUCCUUGACAUAUAGUUCCAUUUGUUACUUCUGGGGUAAAGAUUGCUUCUCAUCGAUUUCGGAAUAAUUGUACACAAAAUUUUGACUCAUGCCGUAGUCGCUUCUCCAACAAUUGAGAAUUCGGUUGCUGGCCUCUGAAUUGUAGAAGAAACAUCAACGAAAUUCGUUUCCCUUUUCUGAGGUGAUACUUGCUGGGAUGUAGUAGUUCCCUAAACAUAUUAUGAUUUACAAUAGCAAAUGGACACCCUCUUCAACUUUGUUGUGCCAUUUAACGUGAUAAUAAUUAUAACAUGUGACGCCUGGUUGGUAUUGA
This is a messenger RNA of Triticum aestivum (bread wheat), 1799 nucleotides long. Its product is annotated as dihydrolipoyllysine-residue succinyltransferase component of 2-oxoglutarate dehydrogenase complex 1, mitochondrial. Gene Ontology annotation, cellular component: oxoglutarate dehydrogenase complex; mitochondrion. Bases 185 to 1501 code for a protein of 438 amino acids. Lineage: Eukaryota; Viridiplantae; Streptophyta; Magnoliopsida; Poales; Poaceae. The transcript has 13 exons. Gene Ontology annotation, biological process: tricarboxylic acid cycle. Gene Ontology annotation, molecular function: dihydrolipoyllysine-residue succinyltransferase activity. The record is from RefSeq and is a predicted model, not a curated record.